UUAUGUGCCAACGGUCACGCAUCAGCGCACCCGCGCCACAGAGACCGGCUACCUCUUAGCUCCAUUGCGACCGCCAGCCAACAGGCUCCUCAUGAAGCCAUGGGAGUCACCAUUUGCGACGCUGGCGCACUCUGGAAAGCGUGGUCACGAAGAGCGAGAGAUACCCAACCGCCGCCAAAAAGAUUGUGCGACGCAAGCGUCCAGAGCUUCCCAGCUCAGCGCCAUCACGCCCCCAGGUUUGGUUCAGCCAAACAACUUGGAGCUUUCUCUACCGUCCGUACACUUUUUUUUUUCCCUUUUCUGCUGCUCGCCCGUUGCUCCUAUCCGGCGGCUCGGAAAGCUCUAAAUUGCUGGUUGCGGGGCACGCAGAAGCAACCCCGAGCUAAAAGCCUUUGGUCUCCCAGCCAGCCUCUCUGCCCAGUGGGCAAAACAGGUAGUGGUGGCUCUUCUAGCUAA
Colletotrichum abscissum is the source of this 456-nucleotide messenger RNA. RefSeq lists its product as uncharacterized. The annotation marks the transcript as partial. Lineage: Eukaryota; Fungi; Ascomycota; Sordariomycetes; Glomerellales; Glomerellaceae. The record is from RefSeq and is a predicted model, not a curated record. The transcript is spliced from 3 exons.